AUGAAAUUGGGAGCAUCACAGUUGUUCGAGCUACAGCCAGAUCCUUAUGAUGUAUCACAAAAGCGAUACUUUCGAGCGUGUAUAUUUCGUGACGUCAAAAAUGCUCGAGAGCUACGCCAAGCUGUACGCGAUGGAACUAUUGAUGCUGCAUUAAUUAAGCCUGAAUUGGUGUUGGAGGUAUUUAUUCUACUGGCUGCAGCAAAUCGUGCAGUUCAUCAGGCGGCUCAUAAUAGGCUUUACACCAGAUCGCUUCAUGCAGAACUCAUUUAUUCCUUGUCGCCAAGCAGAAAUAUAGCUGAAUCACUGGUAACAUUCGGAAUUGCGGAAAAUAGCUGUGAUCUUAUUGUCGGUAUUUUCAAUGAUGAGAGUGGCGAAAAAAUGAUAGAACUGGCAAAACGGAUUGAUGGAGUUCCAGUUUCUCUCAGUCAGUUACCAGAGUUGGCCAACUACCAGUUAAUUAAAAAAGUAUAUCAUGUGUCAGAACCCGAAUUUAAUGAGGAGACUAUCAGCGACUCAAUUAUUAGUAGGAUAGUUACCAAAGAUUUUAUGAGUUAA
This is a messenger RNA of Enterobius vermicularis (human pinworm), 555 nucleotides long. The record is from the annotation of a GenBank genome assembly. Lineage: Eukaryota; Metazoa; Nematoda; Chromadorea; Rhabditida; Oxyuridae.